Messenger RNA from Drosophila ficusphila, 4091 nucleotides. RefSeq names its product zinc finger matrin-type protein CG9776. Gene Ontology annotation, cellular component: nucleoplasm. Gene Ontology annotation, biological process: negative regulation of DNA-templated transcription; positive regulation of DNA-templated transcription. The record is from RefSeq and is a predicted model, not a curated record. Lineage: Eukaryota; Metazoa; Arthropoda; Insecta; Diptera; Drosophilidae.
AAAGCGAAUAAACCAUCUGGUAACACUGUACUGCACUAUUUCGCUAUCCACACGUAAUUUUCGAAUUUGCGAGUAAAAAAAGCGACUUAGUAUUUGAUCUAACGCCAAAAAACUGUGUUUAAGUCCGUGGCACACAUCCACGGCCAUCAGAUGGACGAAGACUCGGUUCCGAAGCCGUCGGCAGACAGGCGUUUGGGUAACGCGGUCGAUUUGCCCUUAGGUCCGCCCGGCGUCGAUGAGAAAGGCGGAAACGAAAGGAGCGAGGUAAAGAGCAGUGCAUCCGGAAGAGGCGGCAAGUCGAGUUCCAGGCGCCGUUCAUCUUCCCGUGGCCGCUCCAAUUCCCGAAACGGCUCUUCGCCCCUGGCCACCCGGCGGAGGCGUUCAGUAUCCCGCUCUCCAACUCCGCCUCGACGCGGUCGGUACGACUCGCCCGACUACGGACGGUAUCCGCGUCGCCGUUAUGAACGAAGGCGCUCCCCCCCUCGUCGGGGUCGCCGAUACGGACGCUCCCGAUCACGCAGCAUCUCACCCCGUCGUGGAGGUCGUUGGUCGCCCAAAAAGAAGCCGUCGUCGCCACCUCUUCCCCCGUCACAGGGUGGACUCCCACAGCAAAUGGCACCUGGGUUUGGAGUAAUGGCACCACAGAUGUACGCUCCCUACGGCGCACCACCUGAUGUCUAUGGCCACCAGUACGGAAUGCCACCGAAUGCCUUUCCGUCCCAGGGACCGCCUCAGGGUUACGGCAUGCCAGGACCACCACCUGAGCAGAACCCUUUUGCGACUGGCACUUGGGUUGUAAAUGAGUAUGGGCAGCAGGUCUGGAUGCCUCAUCCCAUGGCUGCGGUGCAGCCGACUGCUCCGGACGCCUUGACCCAGCCACAGCAGUCACGAGAAACCCCGGCCGAGAAGCAGCAUGAAGAGGAGCAGAAGGGGCCGGCGCUUGACGGCGCAGGUUUGCCGCCUCAGGACGCCGUGGCGCAGGAAGCGGAGAAGCAGAAGGACGAGCUCAAGAAGCAGCGGGCGAAUUACGUGAAGAAGGUAACCCUUCUCAAAAAGGAAAUGAAAGUGUUGAGGGACCAGCGCGAGGACUUGGCUGCAGGCGAGGCGCCGCCCUCUCCGACCACCAAGAAUUUUAUCGAGGAAAACGAUCGUCUGCAGGUGCAAAUUAAGAAGAAACUGGACACAAUCGAAAACGUUAUAGACAUGCUGAAUGGAUUAAUUGGCUAUGAAGACGAUGAACCGAUAAAACCUAAGUCCCAAGGUAGAGCACAGCCUGAGCAACAGGGUAGCCGGUCGCACUCUUCGAGUGAGAGCUCCGCUGACAGCUCGGACUCCAGUUCAUCGGCUAGUAGUUCGUCCGAUUCAUCGUCCGACGGCGAGGACGAGGAGGAAACUGGCGGCGGGGAGGGAAGUCCCACAAAUCGACUUAAGCACCGCGCCAUUAAGUCAAUGAAGUCAAAACAAAAACAAGGAGAAAAUAAGCCUGUAACAGCUCCUGCACAAAACUACAAUUUUGUAUUUUUCGAUCCGGAACAGCAUUGGUGCGAGAGCUGUGGCGUUUUCCCGAAGUCCGCGCGAGAUUAUCUCAAGCACUUGCAUGCCGAAGAGCACAUGAACCGAGAGACUAUAGAAACUCCUUGGCAUGUGGGCAUUGACCAUGAUCCCUUUCCCACAUUCGAAAACGCGCCUGUUAAGCGAGUCCCCGUCAGAGGCAUGCAAUUCCUGGUACCGGCCAAUGCUUGGUUCUGCAAGCUCUGUAGUGUUUGGAUAGGGGACUUGCACUGCGCUUCCGCUCAUCUCAAAUCGAGACUACAUUCAAACAAAUAUGAGCUAUUUAUUAACCAAACUCCCAAUUAUGAAAUCGUGUGGCAAACAAACCGCGAACGCGCUAUGAAUCAACAGAAGGAGCUCGAUGACUCUAAGAAUAAAAAGACCAAGAAGGACGACGACAAGACUUCGAAGAAGCGCAAGAAAAAGAGCGGGGACAAGAAGAAAAAGAAGCGUAAGCACGGGAAGAAGAGCAAGCGAGGUGCAAAUGACGCCAACAGCUCAACGUCAUCCUCUGAUAGCUCAUCAUCGGAAGAUGACAAGUCGCAACCAAAGAAAGGACGAACCGAAGAGCCAUUAAGUGGUCAAGUAGAUAAGCCAAUUAAUGCUGCCUCGAUACGUGUGACCAUGCGAAAACAGGAAACGCCCAUAGUAUCCUUGAAACCGGAAGUGCCUUCUCAGACGCUUGCGCCUCCGCCACCUCCAAUCAUAAAGGACUCCUUAAACACUUCGGGUCGGAGUAACUGGUCUGCUUCUACUGGCGAAGAACAAAAGGAGGAGCAAAAGAAGCGGGAUGAUGCCAUGCUGAAGCAGUGGAACAAUGUUCAGCCUGUAAUAAGCGAGAGUGAGAAAAUGUUUGAACAGCUCAAAGGCAGGCUGAAGAACAAGGGACCCCGGGACUCUGAGGAUCAUAAAAUAAAACCGCAUGCAGCAUUCGCAUCUGAAGAAAAGGGUAGGCGUGGAGGAGGUCGACGAUCCCGAUCUCGUUCCAAGCGGCGCAGUCACUCUCGCAGUGUUAGUCGCGGGCGGGACAGAGAUCGACGCGAUCGAGAGCGGGACAGAGACCGUGGGCGCCGGCGACGGUCCCGCAGCCGAGGCAGGCACUUCUCCCGAUCGCCCAUACGGCCCAGCCGGAGAAGUCGUUCUCGUGAAGGUCGAGGCCGACGUAGCCGAAGUCACUCGGACGACCGGGUAGAGCGUCCAGUAGUCAAGCAUUCCGAGUUCCGGCCUCGAUUGGCGCCCGAACGAAAACAGACGGACAGUAAGCGAGAAAAAAAGGAUGCAGACAACAAGUCUAAGGCGUCAAAAACGAAUAGCAAUUCCCUGCCAGGCGGUAAGAAGCUGCCUUUCAUUGGCAAGAUGCCAGUAUUUAAAAAGCAACCAGUUGCUGCAUCCAACUAUGAUGUGGCUGCCGUCUACAGCAACGGGUGCUUAGAGGCACCUCCGCCGCCGCCGCCGCCACUAGGGGGAGCACCGGGGCAGGUAGCUGUGCGUCAGCCGGCCCCGACAGCAGCGCAGAUUCAGAUGGCCAUGAUGGAAGAUGCUUUUGGCAAUGCUCCUCCAUUCCAUCCCGAUGCUGGUAUGAUGGUUGAUUAUGAUGAGCUAAUGCCAGACCCCGUGCAGUUUGCAAAUUUGAUGACUAGUUGCCCGCCGCCUCCUCCGCCGGGCGAAGGCUCUGACGGUGAGGUCCAUGACCCAGAGGAGAACGAACAGCAUGAGAACAAAAACAAAGAGAAGGAUGUCUUGCCUCCCGGUAUCGACGAAGCAGAAUCUGAUCUGGUAUCGCAGCCGUUGGACGGCGCAGCACAACCACGCGACGGGGAACUGCCUAAAGAUCUGGCCGAAGCCCUUGACAUUAUAUUUCCCAGCGAGGGAGCUGCACCGGAAGCAGCAAGUGAAAACACUGAAAAGCAACGUGAGCCUAAGACUAUCACCACGAUCGUUGAAGACGAUGCAGUGCUCAGUGAGCAUAAUCUUCAAGACCUGGCUAAGCAGGGUAUUCACCUGGUUACCAUUGAUGAAACAAAAGCGACUAAUAACUCUCCGAUGAAAAUAUCGCAGAAGGACAAGCAGUCGCCGACACUUAAUGGCAAAGCUGAGGCUUUGGUGAACAUUAAGAUUGACGCGGAGGAUAUACCUAUGCCGAAUUCCCCUCCAACAACUCCGUUGGCUGACGAUGACUCAAAAAGCAAGUCUAUGAAAACUCAAGCGGAUAUCUCAGAAAUUCCGGAGCCACCGACAUCGCCCACAGACAGUGAAAAGAUGCGGCGUCAGGCGGAGCUCGAAGAAUUGGCGAUGCUGGGGAUCGACAGCAGUGACAUGGCGGCACAAUAUGCGUUGUGAGGUUUUGUGUUGACUCGGCCUCCGCGAACGACAGGCAAUGAAACCGCAUUCUUGGAUAGACAGAUUGAAUGGAACGUCGCCCAUUAAAAUGUAACAAUUUUAGAAUUAAGAUGGACACCUAUGUACGAGGGUUUAUGUGACGGAGUGUUUUAAAUAAAUGCGCAUAUAUGUAUGUAAUAUAUGUAUGAAGAAUUCUGGAA